Molecule: messenger RNA, 1520 nt
Organism: Nomascus leucogenys (northern white-cheeked gibbon)
Lineage: Eukaryota; Metazoa; Chordata; Mammalia; Primates; Hylobatidae
Gene: IMMP2L
Product: inner mitochondrial membrane peptidase subunit 2
Exons: 6
Coding region: 144-458 (104 amino acids)
Biological process (GO): mitochondrial respiratory chain complex assembly
Cellular component (GO): mitochondrial inner membrane peptidase complex; membrane
Molecular function (GO): serine-type endopeptidase activity
Source: RefSeq, a predicted model, not a curated record
GGCGGAGCUUGCCGCCGGCGGAGGGCGGGGCCUGCGCGGGGCAUCCCCCGGGCUGAGCUGCGCAGCGGGGUUUUGGCCAAAUUGGGCGAGGGCACAAAAUAACCACUUACCCCUUCUCACCGAGGAAGAGCGGGAGAAAGGGUAUGGCACAGUCACAAGGGUGGGUGAAAAGAUACAUCAAGGCCUUUUGUAAAGGCUUCUUUGUGGCGGUGCCUGUGGCAGUGACUUUCUUGGAUCGAGUCGCCUGUGUGGCAAGAGUAGAAGGAGCAUCGAUGCAGCCUUCUUUGAAUCCUGGGGGGAGCCAGUCAUCUGAUGUGGUACUUUUGAACCACUGGAAAGUGAGGAAUUUUGAAGUACACCGUGGUGACAUUGUAUCAUUGGUGUCUCCUAAAAACCCAGAACAGAAGAUCAUUAAGAGAGUGAUUGCUCUUGAAGGAGAUAUUGUCAGGUUUCCCUAGGACUUCUGCAUGCCCAUGCCACACACAUCCUGUGGCCCCCAGAGCGCUGGCAGAAAUUGGAAUCUGUUCUUCCUCCAGAGCGCUUACCAGUACAGAGAGAAGAGGAAUGACUGCAUGAAUCUACCUGAGCUGCUGGCAUUGGGAGGCCAGUUACUGGAGAGGAAUGGAAAAAAGAAGCCUCCAAAAGGGAAAAACUUCUGACAGUAUGAUGCUGUGCGAGAAACAUUUACAGCACAUUAAGACGAUCUGUAUUACUAAAUAAAUAAUUUUCAAAUACUAAACAGUAUUAAAUGGCACCUGAUUUUGUGUUAAAUUUUAGUUCCCUGUUGUUUAAUGCCCCCAAAAUAUGCAGACCUUUGGGAAUAUAAAAAUAUUGCACCCACAUGUCUUAAUGGGGCUACAUUUCAGAUUAUUUGUUACGUAUACUUAUUAUAUUGAAUGUUGGGUUUUGAUUUUGGUGCUUGCUGCUGAAAUAAAUUGAAAAUUAAUAUUCAAUAAAAAUGAUGUAUUUGCCACUUACUGUUAGGGUAGAACAAGAAGGAACACAUAUUAUAAUGAUGGGAAUUAUAUUGUGAUUUGUAGUAUCUACAAAGCAGUAACUGCCAGUUAGGAAGAAUAGUAAACAGUAAUGUUAAAAUAAAACAGUGAUUUGCUCAGGUCCUGUUUUGAGUGUUUAGUUCUCAUUGAGUACAUCCAUUAAUGAGGAAUUUCUUAUCUCUUCUGAAAAUAAGGAAUUAAAGUAAUGGAGAACCCAUUCUAUUGAUACUUGCCUACAGUCAAGCCUUUCUCAUUGGCGAUUUUUAAUCCAACAUUUCUGAGUGAUCUCAUGCCUAUUCACAAUGAUGGGUAAACCCAUUUAUCUGCAUUUAGUCAUGCUAUGUGUUUAAAAGUUCUGAGCGAAAUAGAAGAAAAAACAGUCCAGAUCAGCCGCAUUUGAUUUUCUUCCCCUAAUUAUUUCUCAGUAUUCACGUCUGUAAUAUUGAAAUCACCAAUUGCAAAGUUAUAGUAGAAUAAUAGAGUCUGUAAUUUGUAGGGAUAAGGGAGUAAAUUCCCUGCAUCUAA